This is a messenger RNA of Linum trigynum, 2171 nucleotides long. The record is from the annotation of a GenBank genome assembly. NCBI's taxonomy places the organism in Eukaryota, Viridiplantae, Streptophyta, Magnoliopsida, Malpighiales, Linaceae.
CUACUAAUUCAAACUAGUAGACGGAUUAUUAUAAAAUUAAUACAACAUCUAAACUAAAUCACUACUAAUUCAAACUAAAAGUCGUUUUUCCCUUGGUUAGGACGGUGCUAACUAUUGUACAAUUAGCACCGUAACCGCUCCCACCAAUGGACCCUUGAUCCGAACUAAACUAUGUGUGAUAGUUCGAUCACAUUACUAAUAGAUCAACUUAACUUGAUAUAAUGUGAUACUUAUAUGAUUUGAUGCGUGGUUAUUAUGUAAACUAGUUGACAAUAAAUAAUAAUAAUAACUUGCUAUUUUGAUGGAUAUUCCAAAAAAAUGAUUAAUUACUAGGGAAAAAAUUAUGUUAUCACUAUCGUAGUGGUCAUUUGGCAAUCAAGUAAUCUACCCAAUUAUCAAAUUACAUGAUAUAAUAUCUAUCAUUUCAUUAUUUUUCUUAAAUCAUAAUAUUGAUGCACCAUGUAAUUUAAGAAAUUAUGUGGGUCCCACCACUAAUUCAUGUAACCCAAACAAUGUACUUAAUCUUACAAUCCAAACCCAUCAAAUACAUAAGUUCUUCAAAUACAUAAACUCUACCUUAUUUAUUUACCAAAUCACUUGAAAUUUUAGUUAUAGAGUUGAAUUCCAUCAAAGACGUGGAUCACUUUAUUAUUGGAUAAACUAGGCCGGGCUACAAUCUGCCUGUAACAGUAAAAUCAGAAAAAUUAGAAGUAUGAUGGUCCACUUCCUCCCAAGUACACAAUAUAUGGGUCAUUAAAUGGGCCGGCCUGGUCUACUCUCGGCCUGUAGAUGCAAAACUUUUGGAAAUACAAAAAGUGUAAAAAAAAUAAGAAUUAAUUUCCAACGGUAAAUCCUAGUGACCGUUCUGUAAUUUACCUCGCCAGUCGUCACUCAGUGACUCUGACUCACAGGGUCAGCGGGAUGAAGUGAAAAAGCAGAAUUGCAAAGCCAAGCAAGCAAGUAUACGUCAGAUCAACAUAGGGAGAAGCGCUACCGCUCUGUUCGUUCUCUCUAAUCUCUUGCCUCUCAACUACCAACUUUUUUUCCGGAGAACAUCGAUGGCGGACGACGGCGAGAUCACGAUCGAGGGAGCUUACACCGGAUCCACCAAGUUCCGUCUCUACACCGUCACCUUCUUCGGCACCCCCAUUUCCGUCACCGUCACUUCAAACCCUUCCGCCGUCAGCAAAUGGGUCCGGAAGACCGUCUUCUUCCACCGCCGCCGCCGCGAACCCAUGGUCGUCGGGACCGGCGUCCAGUGGACCGCAUUCCACGGCUCCAGCUCACCGGCCCAAACCCUCCACCUCUGCGUCGGCACCCGCUGCCUGAUCUUCCAGCUCUACCGCGCCGAUAGGGUUCCGCUAUCCCUGCGAAAAUUCCUCUACCACACGGGCAACACCUUCGUUGGGCUGUGGAACGGCUCCGACCAGAGGAAGCUGUACGAGUCGGAGCACGUGGUUGGCAUCCACGAUCUCCUGGAUCUGAGGAAGUACGCGGAGGCCGACGACGGGAGGAGCCUGAGAGGGGCGUCGGCGGAGGAUAUUGUGAGGGAGACGCUGGGUUACGAAGGGGUGAGAUUGGAGAAGGAAAUUAGUCUGAGCGAUUGGGGGAGAAGGGAUCUUGGGCGGGAUCAGGUUAUGCAAGCUUGUGUUGAUGCUUACGUUUCGUUUCGGAUUGGGAGAGAUUUGCGAGCUUGGGAGCUCUGAAUUGAAGAUGGAAACGAAUUGGAAAGGGGACGGGAGGUCGGAGGUGAAGGUAAGUCGGAUUUUGAAUCGACUUGCGUUUUUUGGGAUGGUUGAUUAGGGUUUUAAUCGAUCAGGCUUUGUUGUUGUUGUUGUUGUUGUUGUUUUGAAGCUUCACUCAAUCUGUGAAUGGAAAUGGUGAUGUAGUAAUAGGAGAAACAAAUAUUGGUAUGGCCAUGUUUAGGUUUCUAGUUAGGAAUCAGUGUGAAUGGUUUGACUGUGUUUACUUAUGAGUGAGGGUAACUUGAUGUUGCAUGCUUUGUGUUUGAUGAUUGUCCUCAAAGAAACGAAAUGGUUUAUUAGGACAAAUCGUCUAAACUUUUGCUCAGAUGUGUUUGAGAUGUGAUGAUACUCAACUUCAAUUAAUGAUCUAGUGUUUGAGAUGUGAUGAUACUCAAUGUCAAUUAAUAAUAAAUAUAUGAAAGUGGU